AUGGAUGGAGAUGAUCAAUUGAAAAAGGAUGAAGAUGAUCGCAGUAGUACAUCGUAUUAUGUCCAAGUUAAAGGAAUUGAUCCCGAACGCAAUGUUAAAAAAUUACGAAAAUUAUUCGGUGUCUCGCACACCAUACAAAAGCAGACUGCCCGCCGUUUAAGUGUAACCGAUCAGGAGAGAGAAGAGGUUGAACGCAAAAGACUGCAACAUUUCAAAGAAUUGAGACAACAGCGCAUCUCUUCGCUUGGUGCCAAUCACCGAUAUGUUCUGGAAAUAGUGGCCGAUCUUAUGGGUACUGAUACGGAGGAAAUAAUAAUGGGAGCCGUAGACGAUCCCGCCUUUGUUGACUUAUUAUCGGGAAUAUUCGAAAAUGGGGGGCCACGUUCUUGCAUGAUUAGUUAUGCCUCAAUGCAGGGUUAUCCUCCGGAGUCGGGUCGUUAUGUUGAGAGUAUGAAAAGGCAAACUGUUAAACGUACUAUUAUUCGAGGUAGCGAUAAUGUGGAGUUAUUCGGCAAAUGGGUGGUGGUAUAUAGGAAUAAUAAUAAAAAGAAUGUGGAUAAUCGUACUGUAUCCGAUGAUGUGGCCUUAUUUUGUUGGGAUGCCGCCAAGAAAGACUUAUGUUUAUAUGUGAUUAAAGAGUUUGUAUAUCGUAUAUUGACUAGAUCUUUAGAAGCCGUUUCAGAAUUUGGCGUUGCCGAAAUGGAACAAAAGAAUAAAUUUUUCCACACUCUCAAUAUGUUUAAUAUAUUUCUGAAAUCUUCCGAAGCUACUGCAUCAUCACGAGUUAACUUUGAAGUUUCUCAUGAACUCUUCAAAGGUUUCCUGCUGGUGAAAUUUCAAAUAGAGGCCAGUGCGAAGGAUGUUAAUCGUGUUCGUUUGGUUGAACGUUAUUUCGGUCAAUGGCUUCGCCAAAUCCAAGGUAUUCUAGUGGAGGGAAAACAAAUUCUAAGAGAUGCUCCCGAUGUUGGUCCUCUACAAAUGUUGGUCAAUUGGCGGCGUAUGUUAGCUCGUUAUACGUCCAUUAAGGAAUUUGUUUCGUCUCAGGCUUUCAAUAAUCACAAGACUUGUUUGAUUCUAUCAAGAUCUUCGAAACUUUUAAAGAAAUGGGCAGAAAUUGAUAAUCAAGUAACAUUGGUUUUAAACGAGGCAAAAGAUAAUGUUCGUUAUAUAACCUCAUUGCAAAAAUUUUGGGAUCCUUUAUACAGAUCACCACCAGAUGGAAUUAUUAGCAGUUUACCCGGUCUUAUGGUAGCCAUACGUAAUGUCUCCAAAACAGCACAUUACUUUAAUACACCCACAAAUGUAACUGGACUUUUUGUCAAGAUAUCAAAUCAGUUAACUAUAGUUAGUAAAAAUUACCUAACCGAUUAUGGGCGCCUAAAUCUAUGGAAACUGGCACCAAAUGAUGUUAUAGCAAAAAUUGAAAAAUGUCGUAAUGUUAUGCAAAGCUAUAAGGAACAAUAUUUUAGCACUUGUCGUGAUAUGUCUGAAUCGAAUGAAAAACCUUGGAUCGUAUCCUCGGUUUAUAUAUUUACUUGUCUGGAGAAGUUCUUAGAACGAUUAGAUAAGAUAAAAACUAUAUUCAAUGUGGAGAUAACUUACUCGGUUCUAGAUCGCAUACGUAUUAGUGGUAUGGAAAAAUUUAAUGCUAUUAUUAAGGGCGCUAGAGCUACGAUCAGUUCAAAAGCUUAUGAUCCUUUAAAUUAUCGUGUGGAUCUAUUCGAUAAAGAUUAUGUUAAUUUUAUUAAAGAAUGUGAACAUGCUGAAGUGGGCAUGCAGCAAUUUGUUAAACAACAGAUUGCUGAUGUUCCUAUAACCGAGUCGGUUAUAUUGAUUUUACAGAGAUUUGAACGUUUAAAUUUGGAAUGUUUAUGUUUGGAUCGUCGUUAUUUAGAGGUGGCUGAAAUGUUGGAACGUGAAAUGUUUUUGCUUAAAGAUGUUUACAAUGAAGAACGUGGUAAUCCUUUUAUACCCCGCAAUAUGCCUCCGGUAGCGGGACGUAUAAUGUGGAUACGUUCUAUUUUUCAAAAAAUCGAUGAACCCAUGAAGAUACUAAAGAAGCGUCCUUGUGUAUUGGCCCACAAAAAAGCCCAAAGAGCAGUCCGCUAUUAUAACUAUAUGAAUGGCAUUAUAUGUCAUUACGAAAUGACUUACCAUAAGGCUUGGUUUGACUAUUGUGAAGAAGUUCGCUGUCUUCUUAAUUCUCCCAUACUUAUUUGCAAUAAACAAUUAGCCGAAUAUAUAGUAAAUCUGGAUCCGUCCAUUAGACAACUGAUCAAAGAAACUGAAUGGAUGUGGAAAUUGAAGCUAGAAGUACCGAAUAUAGCAGCAGUGGUGACCUAUUGCAAAGAACGAAUUUUGAAACCGGCAGAGGCAUUGAAAUAUGCCAUACAACGUUUCGAUAAUUUACGUUUGAAAAUUACACCGGUUUUUAUUAAUAUAAUGCGUUUUCGUUUGCAAGAAAUUGCUCUACUUUUGAAACCAGCUCUAUCGACGGUUACGUGGUUGUCAGAAAAUCUAGAGGAUUUUGUUGAAAGUGUGGAGAGGAAAAUCGACGAUGUAUCACUCUUUUACAAAACUAUUCUCAAUAUUGAUGCCAUACGCAUAACAAAAGAAAUGGCUUCCUUGCAAGAUUUUCUCUACAUGUAUGUACCGCCAGCGCCUGUAACAUCUGAAAAAUUCUACGAAAAUUGCAAUAAUUUACGCAUGGAAAUCGAAAAAGAACUGGAAAAGAAAUCGGUAUGCAUGGAACGUGCAGUCAUCGAUUUGUGUAAUAUGUUUGUUGAACUACUUAAUUUCGGGCCUACUGAUUCAAAGGGACGACGAAACUUUCAGUUGCCGCUUGAUAAAAUCAAUGAUAGCAAUUAUCGUGCCGAAGGACAAAUGCCUAUUGACAAAUGGGAUUGGAUACAGUUUCAGAAAAUAUAUCGUACAAUUUAUUUGGUACCCGAUGAUAUACUCAAGACACUACAAUUCAAGAACUAUGAAAAUAUACGCUAUGAAUUGAAUCAUUUGCGCAAUGAUUGUAUGGAUUUGUUUUCAUAUUAUAAUUCAAAAAUGAUAUCGGCCUUAGUGAGUUGUUCGAAGAGAUCUCUGGAUUAUGUGCGUCAUAAUAUUUUAAGAACCAAUUGGCGCACUCAGCCUCAAUCACCGAUUUUGUAUACUCAAUUAGAUAUUGAUUUGGAAAGUGGUUGUCGCAUUGAGCCUAAUAUGGAAGUUAUGCAAACUGAUUUCCAUCGUGCUGUUUUAAAUUGUACAGAAAUAAAUUAUUUCGUUACCACUUGGGGUAAACAGGCCAAAACACAUGAGAGACGUUUAAGACGGGUUACAGUAGAUGAAAAUCGUUAUGAACGCAACUAUUUUCGUUACGUUAUCGAACAUAAAGAUAUUAUGAGAGCUGUUCAAAAUCUCGCUAAUGGUCUGAUGAUGUUUAAACAGGAUAUCGAUGAUUAUCUUAAAUAUAUUUUCGAUAAGCAUAAGUAUUUAUGGGUUUCGAAUCGUGACAAGAUUAUACAAGAAUUUGUAAAUACAAAUCCCUUAACUGUCGACAUACGAGAUAAAUUUAUUUAUUACGAUAAUAUAACUAGCGAAUUGGAGGAAUGUAAAAAGAGACAUUGUAUAGGACCAAUUGAAUUAAGAAUGGAAAAAGCAUUUGAUAAAUUUGUGGAGGAAUCGAAAAAAUGGAAAACUUUAUGUGGUCAAUUGUUAAGUGCUCAAUAUAAGAAACAAUUAGAUGAAAUGGUGGACUUUAUAGCUGAACAAGAGAAUAUUUUAGCUAAACCUAUCAAUGAUUUGGAUGAUGUACGUUUGGCCAUGUUGUGUUUGGAGAAAAUUCGAGAUAACUUUAUACAAAUGGACAUGAAUCUGGGUGUUAUAACCGAUGCCUAUGCCCUAUUUUCUCAGUUUAAUAUUUAUGUGCCUCAAGAUGAUUACGAUAAAGUGGAUAGUUUGCAGUUGUCCUUUAAUAAAAUGUUGGAAAAUGCCAAAAAAGUCUCUGAUCGUAUCUCUCAAAUGGAGGGACCUUUACUUAAAGAACUCAAUGAUGGUAUUGCUUUAUUCGUGCAAGAAUUUGAUCAAUUUAAUGCUGACUUUGAGGCUAACGGUCCCAUGGUUGAGGGUAUUUCUGCCAAAGAAGCCAGCGAUCGUGUGUUUCUAUUUCAAAAUCGUUUUGAUGAACUAUGGCGCAAGUAUGAAAUGUAUAGCAGCGGCGAAAAGCUAUUUGGUUUACCCAUAACGGAAUAUCCUCUAUUACAUCAACGUAAACGUGAAUUCAACUACUUGAAUCGUUUGUAUUCGUUGUACAUACAAGUGCUGAAAACUAUUUCCGAUUACUAUGAAAUGUCUUGGGCCGAAGUGGAUAUUGAAAAGAUCAGUUCUGAAUUGGCUGAUUUUCAAGUUAGAUGCCGUAAAUUACCUAAAGGCAUGCAAACGUGGCCGGCUUUUAUUGAUUUGAAAACCAAAAUCGAUGAUUUCAAUGAAACCUGUCCCCUACUGGAGCUAAUGACCAACAAGGCCAUGAAAGAACGUCAUUGGGUGCGUUUAAAUGCUCUGCUCAAAUCAGACUUUGAUCCCACUAGCAUUAAAUUUACCUUGGGCAAACUGUUGGAGGCACCCAUUCUAAAGCAUAAAGAAGAUGUGGAAGAUAUUUGCGUGGGUGCCAGCAAGGAAUUGGAUAUUGAGGCUAAACUCAAACAAGUUAUAGCCGAUUGGUCGUUGGUCAAUGUUCAGCUGGGCAUGUUCAAGACACGCGGUGAAUUAGUUUUGAAGGGUGGUGAGACCUUGGAAAUAAUUGCUUCUUUAGAGGACAGUAUAAUGGUUAUGAAUUCGUUGUCAUCUAACCGCUAUAAUGCCCCGUUUAAAAAGGAAAUUCAAUUAUGGUUAAGUAAAUUAGUUAAUACUGGGGAAAUCUUAGAGAAAUGGUUGAUUGUACAGAAUUUAUGGAUUUAUUUGGAGGCGGUAUUUGUGGGCGGUGACAUCGCCAAACAAUUGCCUUUGGAAGCUAAACGUUUUAGUAAUAUUGAUAAAAACUAUGUCAAAAUAAUGUAUAGAGCUCGUGAGAUACCCAAUGCCGUGGAAUGUUGUACGGGUGAUGAAAGUUUAGCUAAUGCCUUGAAUUGGUUACUGGAACAAUUGGAGACUUGUCAGAAAUCAUUGACAGGUUAUUUAGAAUCAAAACGUUUAUUAUUUCCACGUUUUUUCUUCGUAUCAGAUCCUGUACUAUUAGAAAUAUUGGGACAAGCAUCAGAUCCUACGUCUAUACAACCUCAUUUGUUGAGUAUUUUUGAUGCGGUGGCAUAUGUUGAUUUCCAAGAAAAAACGAACGAUGUUAUUGUAAAUCUUAAUUCGGCAAAUCAUGAAAAAAUCGUAUUGGAAAAUCCGGUACAAUGUGCAGGCAGCGUUGAAAUCUGGUUAAAUCGUUUACUAAAAGAAAUGCAGGAUACCAUGCGAACUAUACUGGCAGGAAUGGCUGUUAGCUUAAAUGAUCCCGAGUUUAACUUUGCUGAAGAGUUUCCCUCAUUUUGUGGCCAAGCCGGUAUAAUAGGUGUACAAUUGUAUUGGACCAAAGACGCCGAAUAUGCUUUAAGAAAAUGUCGCACGGAUAAGACGAUAAUGAAACGAACAAAUACGAAAUUUUUAAACUUAUUAAAUCAUUUUAUUGAUUUGACCGUUAAAGAUUUGACUGCUUUAGAUCGUAUACGUUUUGAGACAAUGGUAACCAUACAUGUUCAUCAGAGGGACAUUUUUGAUGAUUUAUGUCAAAUGCGCAUACGAACGGGAAGCGAUUUUGAAUGGCAAAAACAGGCUCGUUUUUAUUAUAAUGAAGAUAAUGAUGAUGUAAUAGUGGGUAUAACGGAUGUUAAUUUCAUAUAUCAAAAUGAAUAUUUGGGUGUUACUGAACGAUUGGCCAUAACACCUCUAACCGAUCGUUGUUAUAUAACAUUGGCUCAAGCUAUAGGCAUGUCUAUGGGCGGUGCUCCUGCGGGACCCGCUGGUACUGGUAAAACAGAAACUACUAAAGAUAUGGGUCGUGCUUUGGGCAAACUAGUGGUGGUAUUUAAUUGCUCAGAUCAAAUGGAUUUUAGAGGCUUGGGACGUAUUUAUAAAGGUUUAGCUCAGUCCGGAUCAUGGGGUUGUUUUGAUGAAUUCAAUCGCAUAGAGCUGCCUGUGCUAUCAGUAGCAGCUCAACAGAUUUACAUUGUGCUGACAGCUCGCCGGGAAAAGCGAACCUCAUUUAUAUUUAGUGAUGGUGAUUUGGUUACUUUAAAUCCAGAAUUUGGUCUUUUCAUAACUAUGAAUCCUGGCUAUGCUGGCCGUCAAGAACUGCCCGAAAAUUUGAAAAUAAUGUUUCGUUCAGUGGCAAUGAUGGUGCCUGAUCGUGCUAUUAUUAUACGAGUUAAAUUGGCCAGUUGUGGUUUUAAGGAUAAUUUGGUAUUAUCACGUAAAUUCUUUACCCUUUAUAAACUGUGCGAGGAACAGUUGUCAAAACAAGUCCAUUACGAUUUCGGUUUGCGCAACAUUCUAUCGGUGUUGCGUACUUUGGGUGCACAAAAACGUGCAAAUCCCAGUGAUACCGAAGAAACUAUAGUCAUGAGAGUUUUAAGAGACAUGAAUGUCUCUAAACUAAUCGACGAAGAUGAGGGACUAUUUCUAUCUCUCAUCGAGGACAUGUUUCCGGGUAUUAAACUUACCACUAAUACCUAUAAGGAUUUACAAAGAGCUUUAGUUAAAAUAACAGAAGAGUUGGGUUAUGUUAAUAAUCCGGAAUGGAAUCUUAAAGUAGUACAAUUGUAUGAAACCUCUUUAGUUAGACAUGGUCUAAUGUUAAUGGGUCCCACGGGUUCGGGCAAAACAAGUUGCACCAUAGCCAUGCUAAAAUGUUUUACCGAAAUGGGGCGUCCCCACAAGGAAAUGAGAAUGAAUCCCAAGGCUAUAACGGCACCUCAAAUGUUUGGUCGCCUAGAUGUUGCCACCAAUGAUUGGACUGAUGGUAUAUUUUCCACCUUAUGGAGACGUUCACUUAAAGUUCCUAAAAACCAAAACACUUGGAUUGUUUUGGAUGGUCCAGUCGAUGCUGUUUGGAUUGAAAAUUUGAAUUCUGUACUGGAUGACAAUAAGACAUUAACAUUAGCUAAUGGUGAUCGUAUUAAAAUGGCAGAAAAUUCAAAAUUGGUAUUUGAACCGGAUAAUGUAGAUAAUGCUUCGCCGGCUACGGUAUCACGUGUGGGCAUGACAUUUAUGAGUUCAUCAGUUUUAAAGUGGACUAUAUAUAUGGAAGCAUGGGUUCGCCGACAGCCAGCUUUCGAACAAGAUAUAUUUCGGAAAUGUUUUGCGGCCAUUUAUGAUGAGGCCCAUACUUUUUUGCAAACUAAACUUAUGGCUAAAAUGCGAAUCUUAGAGGCCAUCUAUAUAAAACAAUUAUUGGAAAUACUUGAUGGUUUAUUGGCCGAUUGCAGCAAUAGAUCAGAAAAGUACUUAGAACGUACAUUCCUAUUUGCCAUGAUGUGGACUUUGGGUGCGGUAUUGGAGAUAAAUGAACGCGAUAAAUUAGAAGAAUUCUUGCUUAAACAUCCAUCUAAAAUGAAAUGGCCUAAAAAACUACCUACUGAAAACAUAUUCGAAUACUAUGUGGAUGAUAGUGGCAAUUGGCAACAUUGGAAUACUCGAGUAGAAAGUUUUAUAUAUCCGGAAGAUAGUAUACCAGAAUUUGCUUCGAUUUUGGUACCGAAUGUGGACAAUGUCCGUACUGCUUUUCUUAUGCACAAUAUUGCCAAACAACGUAAACAGGUUUUGUUGAUAGGGGAACAGGGCACCGCCAAGACGGUGAUGAUAAAAGGUUAUAUGUCUAAUUAUGAUCCAGAGGUUCAUUUAUAUAAAUCCUUUAAUUUUUCGUCUGCCACUACGCCCAAUAUGUAUCAGCGCAUUAUUGAAUCAUAUGUGGAAAAGCGUGUGGGUACAACCUAUGGCCCUCCUGGUCAAAGAUCCAUGACUAUAUUCAUAGAUGAUAUAAACAUGCCGGUAAUAAAUGCCUGGGGUGAUCAAAUUACCAAUGAAAUUGUGCGUCAAAUGAUAGAACAACAUGGUUUCUAUUCUUUGGAAAAACCGGGUGACUUUUCCACCAUUUUGGAUAUACAAAUCUUAGCGGCUAUGAUUCAUCCGGGAGGAGGUCGCAAUGAUAUUCCUCAUCGCCUGAAACGUCAUAUGUCCAUUUUCAAUUGCACUUUACCCAGCAAUAAUUCAAUGGAUCAAAUUUUCAGUCAAAUUGGUUCGGGCUACUUUUGUUUGGCCCGCUUUGUCGAAGAAGUGGUAGAUGUUGUUCCGCUCCUAGUACCUUUAACUCGUAUUUUCUGGCAAAAUAUUAAAGCGAAAAUGUUACCAACACCUUCGAACUUCCAUUAUGUUUUUAAUUUACGUGAUUUAUCGCGUAUUUGGGAGGGUAUUUUAAAAGUGGCUCCAGAUGAAUGCCAAACGGUGUCGGAUAUUUUGAAAUUAUGGCGCCACGAGUGUACACGUGUAAUAGCUGAUCGUUUCACGGAUUACAAAGAUACCUUAUGGUUUAUAGAUCGUAUGAAAAAAGAUGCUAAAUCUCAUUUGGCUGAAUAUUGGGAAGAGUUCCCUGAGGAUGAGAGUUUCUUUGUGGAUUUCCUAAGAGAUCCACCAGAUGCUGGGGAAGAUGAUGAAGAUAUUUCCUUAGAACCUCCGAAGAUUUACGAAGAGAUUCCAAGCAUGGAAACGGUUAAAAAUCGCAUAUUUUGGUAUAUGGGUCAGUUCAAUGAAUAUGUACGAGGUUUUCAUUUGGACAUGGUAUUCUUCCACGAUGCUUUGGUCCAUUUAAUGAUCGUGUCACGUAUUAUUAGUAUGCCUAGGGGAAAUGCUUUGUUGGUGGGUGUGGGCGGUUCUGGCAAACAAAGUUUAACCCGUUUGGCCUCUUUUAUAGCAGGCUAUAAAUUUUUCCAAAUAACUUUGACUCGAGCCUAUAAUGCCGGAAAUUUAGUGGACGAUUUAAAAUAUUUAUACCGUACCGCUGGUUUGGAAGGUCAGGGUAUAACGUUUAUAUUUACCGAUAAUGAAAUUAAAGAUGAGGGUUUCUUGGAGUACAUUAAUAACAUAUUGAGUUCUGGGGAAAUAGCCAACUUAUUUGCCAAAGAUGAAAUGGAUGAAAUUUACAACGAAAUUAUACCCAUUAUGAAGAAAGUACAACCCAGAAGGCCUCCUACACAAGAUAAUCUUUAUGAUUUCUUUAUAUCCCGGGCACGUUCCAACCUGCAUGUGGCUCUCUGUUUUUCGCCCAUUGGUGAAAAAUUUCGGGUCCGUUCUUUAAAAUUUCCCGGUUUAAUAUCUGGUUGUGUUAUUGAUUGGUUCCAAAAAUGGCCGGAAGAUGCCCGUGUCGCUGUAUCACGUCAUUAUUUGCAGAAUUUUGAAAUUAUUUGUUCGGAUGAGAUCAAAGAACAAGUCAUAGACAUUAUGAGUUGGAUACAUGAAACUGUUUCAGAAGCUUGUAUUUCCUAUUUUGAUAGAUUCCGUAGAACUACCUUUGUCACACCCAAGUCAUUGAUAUCAUUUUUGGAAAGUUAUAAAAAACUAUAUAAGGAUAAACAGGUUAAUAUUGUAGUUUUAUCGGAAAGAAUGUCUUCCGGUUUGGAUAAGUUGGAUGAAGCGGGGGCUUCAGUGUCGGUGUUAAAGAAAGAUUUGGUUGAAAUGAAUAAAGUGAUAGUAGUAGCCACGGAGGAAGCCGAAGUGGUAUUGCAAACUGUGGCUGAGUCUACAGCAGCUGCCGAAAUAAUAAAAACCCAAGUGGCGGAGAAGAAAGCCCAAGCUGGGGAGUUAGUGAAAUUGAUAUCCGCUGAUAAAGAAGUGGCCGAGGCAAAAUUGGAAAAGGCCAGGCCAGCUUUAGAAGAAGCUGAAGCUGCCUUAAAGACUAUUAAAGCUGCUGAUAUAGCUACAGUGCGUAAAUUGGGUAAACCUCCUUAUUUGAUUACCCUGAUUAUGGAUUGUGUGUGUAUAUUGUUUCGUAAACGCAUUAAACCGGUAAAACCCGAUAUGGAGAAACAAUUUUUACAGAGUUCCUGGGAAGAGUCUUUGAAAGUUAUGUCCGAUACUAGUUUUCUGAGAAAAAUUGUGGAAUAUCCCACUGAUGUUAUCAAUGCCGAAAUGGUUGACCUAAUGUUGCCCUAUUUUAAUUAUAGUCUGUAUACCUUCGAAGCGGCCAAAGUGGCUUGUGGUAAUGUGGCUGGUUUAUUGUCGUGGACCAUAGCUAUGGCUAAAUACUUUGAAGUCAAUAAAGAAGUAUUACCCCUAAAGGCCAAUUUAGCGGUACAAGCAGCUAAAUAUGCCAAAGCUUCCAGUGAUCUGCAGGAAGCCGAAGAUCUAUUUGCCGCCAAAGAGCGUGAACUAGCCAAAGUGCAGCAACAAUUUGAUGAAGCAAUUUCUAAGAAAAAUGCUGUACUCCAAGAGGCUAAAAAAUGUCAAGACAAAAUGGAUGCAGCUACGGCUCUUAUCAGUGGUUUGGCGGGAGAGAAAAUACGUUGGACUGAACAAAUUGCUCAAUUUAAAAGUGAAACUGAACGUUUGGUAGGAGACUCUAUAUUACUAAGCUUUCUAUCCUAUACCGGCCCUUUCAAUCAAGAGUUUCGUACCGACUUACAGGCUCAAUGGUUGAAGCAAAUUUUUGAACGUUUAAUACCCAUAUCGAUGAAUUUAAAUAUCAUAGACAGUUUAACAGAUCGUACCCAAAUCGGAGAAUGGAAUCUACAGGGUUUACCCACCGAUGAAUUGUCUAUACAAAAUGGUAUUAUAGCUACCAAGGCGGUAAGAUUUCCUCUGCUGAUCGAUCCACAGUCGCAGGGCAAAGCUUGGAUUAAGAACAAGGAAAAGGAGAAUGGUUUAAUUGUAACCAAUUUGUCGCAUCGUUACUUCCGUACGCAUAUAGAGGAUGCCGUUAGUAUGGGUUUACCCGUCAUUAUAGAAGAUGUAGGUGAAGAAUUAGAUCCCUGUUUGGAUAAUGUAUUAGAUCGUAAUCUUUUGAAAGUGGGCACCACCUUCAAAAUCAAAUUAGGUGAUAAAGAAAUCGACUAUAAUGCCGCUUUUCGUUGUUAUAUAACCACCAAAUUACCCAAUCCUUCCUAUACACCCGAGGUAUCAGCUCGAACUUCUAUUAUAGACUUUACUGUAACCAUGAAAGGUUUAGAAGAUCAAUUACUGGGUAGAGUUAUUCUAACAGAACGUAAAGAACUCGAAGAAGAACGCACAAAUCUAGUGGAGACUGUUACGGGAAAUAUGAAGAAAAUGAAAGAAUUGGAAGCUAAUUUACUGCAUAAGUUAUCCACUACCCAGGGCAGUUUGUUGGAUGAUGUUACUGUCAUAGAGGUACUGAAUACCAGUAAAAACACGGCCAUAGAAGUCAAUGAAAAAUUGGAAAUUGCCAAAAUAACUGAAGCUAAAAUAAAUAUAGCGCGUGAGGAAUAUCGUCCAGUGGCUACACGUGGAAGCGUUUUGUAUUUUUUGGUCUGUACCAUGGCCAAAGUAAAUAUGAUGUAUCAGACUUCCUUGGUACAGUUUCUCGAUCGUUUCGAUGCCAGCAUGCAUUUAUCAGCCAAAACCCAUAUAACGCAGAAACGUAUUAAACGUAUAAUCGCCUAUUUAACAUUCGAGAUUUAUAGAUAUAAAUCACGAGGACUUUAUGAAAAAGAUAAAUUCUUAUUUGUCUUACUAAUGGCUCUCAACAUAGAUCGUCAAAUGGAUCUGGUAAGCUAUGAAGAGUUUCAAAACUUUAUUAAAGGUGGAGCUGCCUUAAAUCUAAAUGAUUGUCCUCCGGUACCUUUUAAAUGGAUUACCGAUGAAACUUGGUUAAAUUUGGUUCAACUAACAAAUUUGGCUCCAUGUCCAUAUUUGAAUAAGGUGUCGAACAAUGAACGUGCCUGGUUUCAUUGGUACAAGAAGGAGUGUCCUGAAAAUGAAACUAUACCUGAUGGUUAUAAUGCUCUCGAUCCUUUUCGUAAACUUUUAUUAGUGCGCUCCUGGUGUACGGAUCGUACUUUAUCACAAAGUCGUAAAUAUAUAGCCAGUUCAUUGGGAGAACGCUUUGCAGAACCGGUUAUAUUAAGUUUUGAUGGUUUAUUGACGGAAAGUAAACCUCUUAUACCCAUAGUUUGUUUUCUAUCUAUGGGUUCCGAUCCGUCAUCGAACAUAGAGGCUUUGGCCAAGAAAAACGAGCUUAAAUGUUAUCCUAUUUCCAUGGGUCAGGGUCAGGAGAUACAUGCCCGCAAAUUAGUGGCCACCUGCUUGGAAGAGGGCGGUUGGGUUUUGUUACAAAAUUGUCACUUGGGCUUGGAAUAUAUGCAUGAGCUGACCUUGUUACUACUCGAUUUGGAAAGACAAGAGGAAUCUUCUUAUAGUGCCAAUUUUAGGGUUUGGAUUACUACUGAGCCUCAUGAGAGUUUCCCAAUAACAUUGCUACAAAUGUCUUUGAAAUUUACCAAUGAACCACCAGCGGGUAUAAGGGCUGGUCUUAAGAGAACCUAUAGUAAUUUGUCUCAAGAUUUCCUAGAUUAUUCACAAUCAGUAUAUUAUCAUCCCUUGGUAUUUGCCAUAUCAUUUUUACAUUCAGUAGUUCAAGAACGUCGUAAAUUUGGUCCUUUAGGCUGGAAUAUACCCUAUGAAUUUAAUUCGGCCGACUGGUAUGCAAGCUGUUUAUUCGUACAGAAUCAUUUGGAUGAUUUAGAACCGGGAAAGGGUAUUAGUUGGAAUACGGUUCGUUAUAUGUUGGGUGAGGUUCAGUAUGGUGGUCGAGUUACCGAUGAUUAUGACAAACGUUUGUUGAAUACAUUUGGACGUGUGUGGUUCCAUGAUCAAUUAUUUGCCGAAACUUUUGAAUUCUUUAAGGGUUACAAAGUUUUAUGCUUUAAGGAACAAGAAGCUUAUUUGGCUGCCAUAGAAGAGCUACCCAAUAUUGAUCCACCUCAGGUGUAUGGAUUUCAUUCUAAUGCCGAAAUUACUUAUCAAACGAAUACAACGAGAUCUAUUUUAGAUACGAUUAUAUCAAUACAACCUAAGGAAUCUUCGAGUGGUGGUGGAGAAACAAGAGAAGACAAAGUAGCUCGUCAAGCAAAAGAAAUGCAAAGUAAAGCUCCUUUACCUUAUGAUCUAUUUGAGGUGAAAGAACGUUUAAGAGCAAUGGGUGCCCUGAGUUCCAUGAAUAUUUUCCUUCGACAAGAAAUUGAUCGCAUGCAAAAGAUUAUCAUAUUGGUUAGAUCCACCCUUAAAGAUUUACUUUUGGCCAUUGAGGGAACUAUUAUCAUGAGUGAACAAUUAAGAGAUGCUUUAGAUAACAUAUUUAACGCUCGAGUACCAGGCGUUUGGUUUGCGAGGCAGUUGGGUUUCAUCAACUCUGGGUUUUGUUUACCGAGUUGUGGAAAGAAAUGCUCAAUUCUAAUUCCUGGUGUUUUGGAAGUCGGUCCUGUGGUCUUUUGGAUGUCGGGAUUUUUAAUCCACAAGGAUUUCUCACCGCCAUGA
Messenger RNA from Lucilia sericata (common green bottle fly), 13509 nucleotides. RefSeq names its product dynein heavy chain 8, axonemal-like. NCBI's taxonomy places the organism in Eukaryota, Metazoa, Arthropoda, Insecta, Diptera, Calliphoridae. Gene Ontology annotation, molecular function: dynein intermediate chain binding; ATP hydrolysis activity; ATP binding. Gene Ontology annotation, cellular component: dynein complex. The record is from RefSeq and is a predicted model, not a curated record. Gene Ontology annotation, biological process: microtubule-based movement.